Cynara cardunculus var. scolymus (artichoke) is the source of this 2035-nucleotide messenger RNA. Its product is annotated as probable rhamnogalacturonate lyase B. Gene Ontology annotation, biological process: carbohydrate metabolic process. Gene Ontology annotation, molecular function: catalytic activity; carbohydrate binding. Lineage: Eukaryota; Viridiplantae; Streptophyta; Magnoliopsida; Asterales; Asteraceae. The record is from RefSeq and is a predicted model, not a curated record. The coding region runs from base 10 to 1875 and encodes 621 amino acids. The transcript is spliced from 13 exons.
CAAUUGCGUAUGCACGAUGAUCAUGUGGUCGUAGAUAAUGGCAUCUUCAGUAUCACCAUUGCGAGUCCUGAAGGCACAGUCACAUGUAUAAAAUAUAACGGGAUCAACAAUAUAUUAGAUGAUAAAAACGAAAAAACAGAUCGUGGAUAUUGGGAUGUAAAUUGGAGUGAUCCGGACGGGAAGGACAAUUUGGACAAGCUUACAGGCGAUCGUUUAGAUGUUAUCAUGAAUACUGAAAAUCAGGUGGAACUAUCGUUUAAAAGAUAUUGGACGUUUUCUCGAAAAGAUAACGAUGUUCCUUUAAAUGUCGACAAAAGGUUUGUUGUCCUACGAGGAUCGAGUGGUUUCUACUCGUAUGGGAUUUUUGAGCGUCUGAAAGGAUGGCCAGAUGUCGAUAUGUACCAAGGUCGGAUUGUAUUCAAGCUUCAGGAUAAACUGUUUCGUUACAUGGCUGUUUCGGAUGAAAGGCAAAGGGUGAUGCCAACUUUUGACGACCGCAAGAGGGGUGAACCCCUAGAUUACCCUGAAGCUGUUCUUUUGACUGAUCCUUCUAAUUCACUUCUCAAAGGAGAGGUGGACGACAAGUACCAAUAUUCAGCUGAAGAUAAAGAUAAUCGGGUUCAUGGUUGGAUAUGUUCGGACCCACCUGUCGGGUUUUGGAUGAUAACUCCGAGUAAUGAGUUUCGUACUGCGGGACCUAUCAAGCAAGACCUCACAUCGCAUGCUGGCCCCGUUACUCUCUCCAUGUUUUUCAGCACCCAUUAUGCAGGAAUGGAUUUACGAAUAAAAUUUCGCGACGGUGAGCCAUGGAAAAAGGUUUUCGGACCCGUGUUUAUAUAUCUCAACUCGGUUACAACUGAAGACAAUCCCAUUUCACUUUGGUCUGAUGCCAAGGAAGAGAUGUUCGAACAAACGGAAAGUUGGCCUUACGAUUUCCUAAACUCCAACGACUAUCCUCUUGCCCAUCAACGCGGUCUAGUAACCGGACGGUUACUGGUUCAUGAUGUUGAAGUGUCCCGUGCCAACUCUGCAUUUGUUGGCUUGGCUCCACCGGGUGAUGUGGGAUCAUGGCAACAAGAAAACAAGGGUUAUCAGUUCUGGACUCAAACUGAUGAUGAAGGUUACUUCCAAAUAAAGAAUGUUCGUCCGGGUGUCUACAACUUAUACGCUUGGGUUCCAGGGUACAUCGGUGAUUACAUGCACCACAGUGUUGUCAAGGUUUUGCAAGGAAGUAGAAUCAGAAUGGGUGUACUUGUGUACGAACCACCAAGAAAUGGGCCUACGAUUUGGGAGAUUGGGGUGCCAGAUCGGACAGCAGCCGAGUUCUAUGUCCCUGAGCCAAACCCAACCCUCAUGAACCAGUUAUACGCAACUCAAAGAACCGAAGCGUUCAGGCAAUAUGGGUUGUGGGAUCGUUAUACGGAUCUGUAUCCUGAUCGGGAUUUGAUUUACACAGUUGGUGCCAGCGAUUAUCAAAUAGAUUGGUUCUUUGCUCAUGUCAAUAGAAACGUCGGAAACAAGACAUACCUUCCAACAACAUGGCGCGUACUCUUCGAUCUUGAAGAUGUAACCACCGGAAACUAUACAAUACGAUUAGCAUUGGCAUCGGCGAAUGUUGCAGAAGUUCAAGUUCGGAUUAACGACCCAAGAGGCAUGUCGCCUUUCUUUACCACGGGGCUAAUCGGGAGGGAUAACGCGAUUGCACGACACGGGAUUCAUGGGCUCUACUGGUUAUAUAGUAUCAAUGUUAUGCAUUCUCAACUUCGAGCUGGGAGGAAUGUUAUGUUUUUAACACAAACGAGAGGUUUGGGUCCUUUUAGAGGAGUUAUGUAUGAUUAUAUUCGAUUAGAAGGACCCGUUCAGUCGCAAAACUAAAGGGUUUUAUAUUCGCAUUCGUAACUUAGAUAGAGAAAGAGUCGGGGUAUAUAUCGCAUAUAUAGUUGUUAUUGUCUGUCUCGUUAGAAAGGAAAUGCAAAGUUCACUUAGCUGAUGUAUUACCAGAAACAUCUUGAAUGCCAUAUAUGUAGUUUAACUU